Leptidea sinapis is the source of this 1541-nucleotide messenger RNA. RefSeq lists its product as uncharacterized. The record is from RefSeq and is a predicted model, not a curated record. Lineage: Eukaryota; Metazoa; Arthropoda; Insecta; Lepidoptera; Pieridae. The coding region runs from base 221 to 1345 and encodes 374 amino acids. The transcript is spliced from 9 exons.
AGUCGUAAUAUGCACAUAUCAUUUGCCCCUUCUGUUAUAAAAUAUUAAACACAAUUAUUAAAUUUCAGAACUACUACAAUACAGUUUUUGUGACCCUUGGAUUGGUAUACUUAGAGUGAAUAUAGAUGAAAAAAUAGAAUAUGCGACUGGGUUGGUGUUAAUUAAAGAAAAUCGUGCUCUAGCCCUGGCAAAUGAUGUUGCAAAAAUAAGUAAAGGUGUAAUGAGGAAAUCGACCCGAGUAAUAUUCUAUAAAUAUAAUUUAACAUAUACAGAAUGCACUCUAUUAGACUAUACCUUGCAUCCGGAGUUUUAUAAGAAAGUAGUAAAUACUUUAGCACUGCUUGAUAUUAACUGUCACCUUGAUACUGGUGAACCUAUCAGCUUGCUGUCAGAAAAUGAACCUUUUCAAACUUUACAUAUAAUGGGAUUGACUGAUAAAAAUGCGCAGCUUGAAAGAGUGAUAUAUGAUGCUACUGAAGUAAAUCAUACAGAAUGCACAAAUUUUUACAUAGAACAAGAGCUGAAUUUUGAUUUCUUGUGGCCGUCAAAGGCUAUUUGUGUGCUAGCUAAUGUUCCUUAUAAAUGCGUGUUUGAUCCUGGUAUGGCACUACUAACAAUUAUACAAGAUAGUUGGAUAUUGGUGGGUAUCAGCACUCUAGGUCCAGGUUGUGCCUUGCCAUCUAGAUUUGUAAACAUUUCGCCAUUCUUGCCCUGGAUUAAGCAAGAAAUUAAAUCAAAGGAAAAACAUUCUAGAAGGCAGAACGAAGUUACCGUAAAUGAGGCAAUAGAAGUUGAAGAUCCGUCUAUUGUUAAUGAAGACAUCGAUAGAGAAGAUGAUUUUAUUGUUGAAAGGUUUAAUGCAACAAGUUUUGUUUGGAAAAAAUCUCUGGCAAACAAAAAAGAAAUUGUUCACGGAAGCUGCAAGCCUAGAGAUGGAACUUAUUUAUACAGAGAUGUUGGUAAGAUUGAAGCACCAGGACAAACAGCAACCGGAACAUAUGCGCUGUCCCUUUAUGACCUGCAUUUUCAUAAUAUAACCUGCAUCGCCGUAACAGUUGGUUGCAAGAGCCGAACUGUUACGCAUAUGUGGAUUGACAAAGGAUUCCAUCAAGAAGACCUGGGUCAAUUUGUCAAAAUAAUCCCAGAUCUACCUGACCGAGGGUCAACAAUCCCACCCAAAAUUCUCUAUAUAAAGGACAAGUAUCAAAAUUAUGAAAACAUUUCUACUACUAAUAUAUUGUUCAAAUUUAUCUUUACUAACAAAGCUACUAUUCGAGUUGAUUUCUACGGCCAUAAGAAUGGGCCACCUCAACCAACUUGGCCGCCAUUUCCAGAUGAUAUAUAAGUUUGAGGGUAGUUCUAGAAAAUAUUGAAGGAUUUUUGAAUAUUGAUUAUAAUUACUGAGUUAUAUCCAAAUAUCAAUAGCCAAAAAUAAGGCUGAUUCGGACUCUUCAGAAGAAUCAUCUUUGUCUAAUGCAGACGACAGCGAUUAGAAUAGGGAAUCCAUAAUUUGUACAUAAUUUAUUCGAAUAAAAAUGUUU